CCGUCUCUCUCUCUCUUCUCUCGCUGCCCAUGUCACUGCCGGGAUCUCGUGGGAGAGCGCUUCUUCUCGCGUCUGUAAUUGCUCGACAUCAGCGUCGCACCGCGCCUCUAAUCUGCCUCGCGGUGUCGCGUCCACGCUCCAUCGCCUGGCCACGUGGAGCGCGGCGUGUCGACCGCAGCGAGGAGAGAGCCGACGCCGCCACUGCCACCGCCACGCGCCACCCCCACCGCGUGUCUCGGUGCAUCACCCCCAACCCCUCCACAGGGAGCGGCUCUUCACAUCGCACGGCUUCGGUGAGCACCGAUUUGCUCCUCUCCAUUGAAAGAAAUCACGAGUCCCUUGAGGGUAUUGCGCCGCCUCGUCUGCUCCCUCUCUGCUGUCUCCCUCUCUCUCGUGGACCCUCCCUGGGCCCGUGUCCCACGUCUGCUCCGCUCGGGAGGCCGAGUCCCUGGGUCGCAGGAGUCCUCGCCACGGAGUAGCGACUCGCGGCGCCUGCGCCCCCAGCAGCAGCGCCCACGGACUCGGCGACGCUGGCGCAGGGACGCGCUUGAUGACUCAAGUGGCGGCGUGAAAUGCAAAGAGAGAGAGAGCGAGAGAGGGAGGGAGAGGCGGAGCUGGUGGGAUCCAAAGCUGAAAACUCCAGCCCCGUGUCAGCUCGGGCAGACAGAGGCGGCGCUGGGACGGGACGUGAACAGGGGCGGGUGGCAGAUCAGCUCAGCAGCAGCAGCAGGAAGCGCCCCGCCACUCGUUGUGAGUGUUCGCUCGGAGGCUGCCGGAGUCUGCGGGCGAGGAAGCGAGAGCGAGGAGGCGUCAAGGCGACCCAGGCGGCACGGCCACGCAGCCUCACCCCCCUCCCCCCCCCCCGUGGCUCUCGCGCUUCGUGGUCCAGCGAAGUCGCGCGUCUCUCGCCGUGCAGGAGAACCUCGUGCUGAGUUGGCGAUCGGAACCGGCUGACGAUGAAGAGGCGCUUGCUGCUCCUGGCCGUUGUGUUGGCGCUCACUUCUGCGGGAGGAUCGAGUAGGUGCCGUAUCACGGAGCCGUUCCCGGCGUGCGGCUUCGUGCAGGACAAGGACGAUGACUUUGACUGGGAGCAGCUGAGUGGCGCGGAGGCGUCGCGACCUGGACUGCAGCCUCCUGCAGGUUCAUACCUCAUGCUCGUCGACUCAUCCGGCCGCGCCCCCGGAAGCCGUGCACGCCUGGCACUGCCGCCGCUCAUGGAGAACGACACGCACUGCAUCACAUUCAGCUUCCGCAUGGGCGGCGGUGACAGGAGAGGUGGGGACUCUGCUUCGUCGCCGUCAUCGAGUAAAGACGACGGGGACGGAGCAGCUGGCGAGGCCGGCGAGCCGCCCCAGCUGAGCGCGUACGUGCGCGUCAACAACGAAGGCUUGGGCCACCCCGUGUGGAGUGCCGCCCGGGCCACCGCCGCGGCCAACCGCUGGGUGCGCACGGAACUCGCCGUCAGCGUCUUCUGGCCAAACACCUACCAGGUCGUGUUUGAGGCGGAGAUCUCUGAACAGAAGGCGUCGUACGUGGCCAUCGGAGAGGUCCACAUUCACGAGUACUCGUGCAACGAGGUCCCGCACUUCCUGCCGCUCAUGAGCAUCGUGGAGGUGAACGCCGGACAGAACGCCAGCGUGCAGUGCUCCCUCGCAGGCAAGAUGGAGGAGCCCGAGCAGAUCUGGCUGCAGAGGCAGCACGGCGAGGAUGUGCCCGUGCCGGUGAGUGUGGCACGCUCGCGGCGCUUCACGGCGACGUUCGCGCUGCGCACGGCGAGCGGAGACCCCGACGACCGCAUCCGCUGCGUCGCCAAGACGCGCGGGGGGUCAAGCGUCUCCAACCUCGUGCCCUUCCGUGUCAAAGAGCCGCCUAGCCCCGUGGCGCCGCCUCUGCUGGUGCGCGUGGCGCCCACAACGCUGUGGAUCAACCUGAACGUGAACUCCAUCCGCGGCGAGGGCCCCGUGCUAGCCAAGGAGGUGGUGUGGCGUGCCACCAAGGGCAACUGGACCGAGGUGUACCCCGUGGCGGCACCCGUCUUCAAGCUGUGGCACCUGGACCCGGACACGGAGUACGAGAUCCGGCUGCUGCUCACGCGGCCCGGGGAGGGCGGCACGGGGGCGCCGGGGCCGCCGCUCGUCACGCGCACGCGCUGUGCAGAUCCGAAGCACGCGCCGCAGGGCGUGCGCGUCGUGGACCUGCGCUCGCGGGAGCUGACGCUGCAGUGGGAGCCCCUGGGCUACAACGUCACGCGCUGCCAGAGCUUCAACAUCACCGUGUGCUACCGCAGCUGGACGGGCGCCGCCCCGCCGCCGCCGCCGCCGCAACAACCGCCGCAACAACCGCCGGCGGCCAACGGCGCCUCCGCUUCCGGCGCCGCCGGCGCGGCCAACGAGAGCAGCUUGCCGGAGGUGUGCCGCGACGCCGGCAAGGCGGUGAGCGGCUUCGUGCUGUCGGGACUCCCGCCGCACCACAACCUGAGCCUGCAGGCCGUGCUGUACACGCCCGAGGGCCGCAAGGCAGGCGAGCGCAUCUACACGCAGACCGACGAGGACGUGCCGGGCCCUAUAUCUGCGGUGGCCAUCAGUGGCGUGGCCACGGAGGAGAGCAUCUCGCUGCAGUGGCGAGAGCCGGAGGAGCCGAACGGGGCCAUCACGCAGUACGAGGUGUCGUACAGCGCCUUACACUCGCGCGACCCAGACUACGUGCUGGAGAGUGGGAGCGAGGUCGUGCUCAAGCCGUGGAGCGAGACGCGCCACCUCUUUGGCGGCCUGCGCCCUGGCACCACCUACUCCUUCUCGCUGCGUGCCAGCACCACCAAGGGCUUCGGCCUCGAGACCACCGUGCUGUUUACCACCAAGAUCUCCGCCCCACGACUUCCGCAGUACGAGAGCGACCCGCUGCUGGAGUACUCUGACACCACGGCCACCGUGAUGCUCAAGCCUGCACAAGGCCGGGGCGCACCCAUCAGCGUGUACCAGCUGGUGGUGCGUGAAGAGCCCCCCAAGAAGUCUCGCCGAGCGCCCGAGCACCCGGACUGCUUCCUGGAGCCCGUGUCGUUCCGCCAGGCGCGGGCGCGCCGCACCCCCUACUACGUCUCGGCAGAGCUGCUGCCCGAGAACCUGGCGGGCGGGCGGCGCUUCAUCAUUGGCGACAACCACACCUACCGUGGCUACUGGAACGCGCCCCUCGCCUCCUCGAAGGUCUACGCCAUCUACUACCAGGCUCUGGCGCUGGGUGACGAGGAGUUGAAAAUAUCUUGUCUCAUGCUGGCAAAGAGAGGGGUGCACAAGCUGGAGGUGCCGAAUGCGGAGGACGUGCCCAACGCAGAGCUGCACAGCGACCACACGAUGCGUGUCGCGGGCGUUAUCGCCGGCAUCCUCGCCGUGCUCAUCCUCCUCAUGGGCGCCAUCCUCUACAUCAAGCGCCGGAGGAGCUCCCAUUCAUACUCCUAUUACUUGAAGCUGGCGAAGAAGCGCAAGGAGAACGUGGAGCGCAGCAAGCAGGAGAUGACGCAGAUGGUGGUGAACACGAUGGAGCGGAGCUUCCCCGAGCCGAGCCUCACGCUCAUGGACGAGCCGGUCUCCUUCCUGGACACGCACAACGUCACCAUGCAAUCGUUUUGCCCGUCUCCCACCAACGCGGUGCAGACGCACGGCACUCUGUGCCGCACCGCGCAACCGUACUUCAUUCAAGUUCACGAUGACUUGUUUGCAUCCAUUGAAGCCUUAGACGAGAACCAGGCCGGCUUCAAGGAUUCGGGGAUCCUCCUGUCGUCGCCGAGCCAGCCCCGCGGCACCGGCAGCGUUAGCGGCACGCUCUCCCGGAGCCCCGCCGCCCCCCUCCGCCCCCCGCUGAGCGAGAUCGAGCCAGGCGGCGGCGGAGGCGGAGGAGGAAUCGGCGUCGGCGGCGGCGUCGUCCCGUCGCUGCCCGACCGCACCCUCCCACGGGGGCCGCCUCUGCCGGGGCGCGAGCCCCCGCCCCCGUACCCGUCGCCCACGUACCCCGGCGGCGUGCCGGCACGCCCCGCGAUCCGCGUGGCCGACCUGCUGCAGCACAUCGGGCAGAUGAAGAGCACGGAGGGGUGCGGCUUCAAGGAGGAGUACGAGAGUUUCCUGGAUGGGCAGUCGGCGCCCUGGCAAGUGGCCAAGAAGGACGAGAACCGCGGCAGGAACCGCUACGGGAACAUCAUCGCCUACGACCACUCCAGGGUCGUGCUCGAGCCUCUGGAGGGGAAACCCGAGUCCGACUACAUUAACGGCAACUACGUCGACGGCUAUCAGAAGCAGCGGCAAUACAUCGCCACGCAAGGCCCCCUGCAGGAGACGGCGGUGGACUUUUGGAGGAUGGUGUGGCAGGAGAAGUCGUCCAGCAUCGUCAUGGUCACGAAUCUCGUGGAGGUCGGCAGGGUGAAGUGUUUCAAGUACUGGCCGGACGACACGCAGCUGCUCGGGGACAUCGCCGUGACGCUGCUGCACACGGAGCUGCUCGCGGAGUACGUCAUCCGCACGUUCUCCGUCAAGCGGAAGGGGUACUUCGACGCGCUCGAGGUGCGGCAGUUCCACUUCACGGGUUGGCCUGACCACGGCGUGCCGGCCUUCGCCACGGGCCUGCUGUCCUUUGUGCGACGCGUCAAGGCCUCCAACCCCCCCGAGGCCGGGCCCAUCAUCACACACUGCAGUGCGGGUGCGGGUCGCACAGGCUGCUACGUGGUGAUCGACGUCAUGCUGGAGAUGGCCGGGCGCGAGGGCGUCAUCGACGUCUACAACUGCGUCCGCGAGCUGCGGCUACAGCGCGUCAACAUGGUGCAGACCGAGGAGCAGUACGUCUUCAUCCACGACGUGCUGCUCGAGGCCUGCCUGUGCGGCGACACGGCCAUCCCCGCCGCCAGCUUCCGCUCGGCCUACCUGGAGCUGACUCGCCUCGACCCGCAGACGCACUCCACCCCGCUCAAGGAGGAGUUCAUGACGCUGAACACCGUGACGCCGGCGCUGCGAGCCGAGGACUGCAGCAUCGCCCUGCUGCCCCGGAACAGCAGCAAGAACCGCGUGAAGGAGGCGCUGCCCCCGGACCGCUGCCUGCCCUUCCUGCUCACGCUCGAGGGCGACAGCAGCAACUACAUCAACGCCGCGCUGCUCGACAGCUACCAUCGUCCGUCGGCCUUCAUCGUGACCCAGCAUCCUCUGCCCAACACCGUCAAGGACUUUUGGAGGCUGGUCUUCGACUACCACUGCACGUCGGUCAUCAUGCUCAACGAGAUGCGACCGUCUGAGACAUGUCCACAGUACUGGCCCGAGGAGGGCUCGCUACAGUAUGGAGCGGUACACGUGGAGACCCUGUCGUGCUGUCGUGAUGGAGACAUCAUCUCUCGCAUCUUCCGCAUCCACAACAUCUCCCGGCCCCAGGACGGCCACCGGGAAGUGCAGCACCUGCAGUACCUGGGCUGGCCGUCGCACCGCGACGCGCCCGCCUCGCCGCUCUCCUUCCUGCGCGUGGCGGGGCGCGUGCGGCGCUGGCACGCGGAGCUCGCCGAGGAAGAGGGCCGCACGCUCGUGCACUGUCUGAGCGGGGGCGGCCGCAGCGGCACGUACUGCGCCGUGAGCGUGCUCUGUGACAUGGUGAAGGGCCAGAGCGUCGUGGACGUGUUCACGGCCGUCAAGACGCUGCGCAACAACAAGCCCGACAUGGUGGAGACGCUGGAUCAGUACAGAUUCUGCUACUAUGCAGCGGCAGAGUUCCUGGGGCAGUUCCCGUCGUAAAGAUCCCCGCGUCACUCGACGUGGGCACGUGGCCCGCGGGACGGCGCCGCACGCACAGUGAACGCGGCGUUCCCACUCGCACAGCGGGCAAGACCAAACUGCGCCGCUACCGGCGUCCGCAUCGUGCGUACAGGACAACCAUGAAGGACGUCAGUGUUGCGCCGUACGGUCGCGUAUGUUGCCCAACGCUAAUACUGUGUGCGUGUGUGUUUGUGUGUAUGUCGUGUGUGUGUGCGUGUGUCUUCCACGCACCUUCGGGGGAGGGUCAUGGGCAGUCACGGGGUGCAGGGUCCACCGUGAUGAUAGGAGGCCUUGUUCUGCCGAUGGCCUGAGCCGAAGCCGAUCACUGCUCUGGCCGACAAUGAUCCGGGAAUCAGCUGAGUGCUAGGUCAAGGCUGGGGACAUUUAAACGUCGAGGUGACGCAAGUCAACAUCGUUGGAAACGGCCUCGGUCAAUGUUGCCUGGCUCUAGUGUCCAGACACUCGGGGCGGCGUGGUAAGAUUUGGCGUAGAGCACACGGGACCGUUGUUUCCCUUGGCACUUCACGGCUCCGCUUGUGGUUCCGGCUGCGUCCACACCGGGAGUGAAUGGCCACGGAUGCCCUCGGCCGAGAGCGCUCAUCACUCAUCAUUGCGGGCACGGGAACACAGGGGGCAGUGGGGGUACCUGGCCCCCCACCUCAAUCACCCUCAUGGCCCCCACCUCCUCCCUGGCUACUCGGCAUGGGCCCCACGUGGCUACUUGACACUCACCAGCUGGCUGCCUGGUGGGGAGUGACGUGGCGUAGUGGUACCUUGUCAACAACAACAAGCUGCUUAACAUCUUAAAAUGGAUGUCCGACGCCGCGUGGUGCAUGUGUGGUGCGUGCGUGUUAAACUGCAGACGGCCCCUUUUCUCUGCGCUGCCGGUUGAAGUUCCAUUGACGGCGACCUGACAGCCCAUGCCGGUCUUGUGCCACCGCAAUUCAUUUCACUUCUACUCGUGGCCCACUCGGUCUUGUAUAUAAAUAGUAAAAUAUAGCGAGAGAGAGAGAGACGCGGAGAGCUGAGGCUAAAAGUAAAAAAACUAUUUUUCAUCGCACAAGCAGCUUUUUAAAUGAAACGAUGAGGCCUGAAUGAGAUUGAGAAGGAGCCUGAUGGAUUCGAUCAGGUCGUAAUGAUUAUAAAUUGUACACACUGCCAGACAAUAUCUUAGUGGAUGCUUCACGUCCGCCAUGAAUCUCAGCUCUCCCUCCCCCCUCAGCCGCAACCGUCCCCUCCCCGCCCGCACUGCCAUCUCCACAUCGUGCUCUUUCUCCGUGGGAGUGAGAUGGUGACUCGUGGGGUGAUUGGGUUUAUGGGUAACGCAUCUCGUCUGGGAUUAAGCCCAUCGUGAAUUAAGUCUACCAUUCCUUGACUGGCCUCUGCCACGGUGACGUAGAAUUUUUCACGACCGGACCAAGAAGGUCAACAUUGUUGAGCUCCGCCCUCGUGUUAUUUGCCGUGCCUGCAGGGCCCCGAGAAUCCACGCUUGCGGUUUACCGCACAGCGGAGUCGAGGGUAAACACGACUGGCUUCAGCGAGCGACGCGGCUAAGCGGUGGGUCGAUGAGGAAGGCUUGAUUGGCGUGAGGGUUGAGGUCACGGUCGGGCUGUCACUUGACAGCUUAUACGAUGAGCUGUGCUUUAGUUUUGUUGGCCGUGACAGCGAAGGGCAGACCUUCACUAGUUAAGCCAGGCCCUGUGUAUAAUACAUCUGUCAUUUGGAACAUUAGACCGAGAAGGUUGCGUUGCGUUUUUUAAAUGUUCGACCAUUUUUUUAAAGCAGGAAUCUCGGACCAGUUCCAUUUGCGAAUGGUGCAGUAUUACAUUUGUUAUGUUCAUAUAUUAAAACGCAUAAAUUAGAAACGCAAACGAAGGAGUGCGCAACGCGAGGAGGCGUGCCCAUCAUGGGGCUCAGGAAUCUGCGCCACGAUCGGUGCCGAGUGGCGCCAUCACGCCGGGCCCAGCGCCAGUCGCAAAUUGGCGCUCUCUCUUUUAAUUAAACGUGCGCCCAUCUACAUCGGCGCAUUGAUCGUACGUAUGUAUGUUGAACUUCUUUCGCACCGUACAUAACCUAACCGCGAUAAUUGGAGAUGCAUUUAAUGGCCGAUGUAAAUGGUCAAUUACUGUCGGCAAAGAUCUUCUUCAACAGAAUGGCCCGACACGGGAGGUGGCGCUUUGCACAGCGUCGGACGGGAAGGAGUGGCGGGGCUGAGCUGCGUGCAGCCCCGCACAGCACUCGCCGCAUGGGCCUAAGCACGGGCCUAAGCACGGGCGUGACGGUGUCUUGGUGUUCGCAGCUCACAGCUGACCACCUCGCACACCGUACAAUCCGCUCGUCCAUCCCAGGCCGGUCCGCACGGCCUCGGUUGUCUGCGGACGGGACGAGAGUCGCUAUUAUCGCGCACGCUGUGUUCCGGUUCUGCCGCGAAGAUCUCCUACGGGUUUUCAGGUCGUGCCGCGUGUUGUUCGGCACGAUAUCCGACGUUUCGCUCCACGUGCUGGAAGCUCAUUUUAUUCAGUUCGGUUCACUUCCUAAAUAAGCUCCCAGCACAUGCAUCUAAACGUCGGACACAAUGCCGAACAAUACGGGGAACCACUCGAAAACCACAUCGGAGAGCUGCGAUGCUCAGUCUCCGGCUUGGGAACCAAAAGCGGCCUCGAUAGCGAGACCCCGCGUACAGCAGCAGCAGCGGCAGCAGCAGCAGCGGCAGCGGCAGCAGCAGUGCUGUGGCUCCGGCAUGGGGAAGGAAGCGAUGCGAGACAUUGUGGAAUCAACGGUAUUGUCCGUGAUGACCUCUUGACCUGACGUUAGCUCAAAGAGUGUAUCCCUCAGACAAAAUGUACCCAUCAGAUCAUGAGUUCAUGUUGGUGGACGCAACAUUCCUUAAGCGCACGGCUAUCACGAAGGCGGCGUGUGUCAGACGGACACAGGCUGCAGUCUAAUUCCCAAGUGCGAGUCUUGCUGUUGCAUUGUGGGGCUUGCUGCACGGUGAUGGCGUGGGAGAGUUGUAGCUGUUUACACCUAAUUCUCGCAUGUGGCUUUAGCCGUCGCUUGGCGCACGGUGAUCGGCAGUUGUGAACGCUGCCACGGGUCUUCGGCAUCCAGUUUAUCGUCAGACGACGCACGUGAUUCAGCUGAGAACCGCGCCGCAGUAAUUACGGGGAAUCGAGCGGUCGAGCCCAAGCGAAGCGGAUCAUUCUGCCAUUCAAACUUGACGGAGGCCCCGGGAGCGCAAUUCCCUGCGGGCCUCUACAGCCCGAGGGAAGGAAGCACAGGAGCCGGAGGUGACGAGGAGCAGGGACCAAGGCGGCUCCAGCGGCCACCAGGAACGCGGCAACGGUCGAAUUGAAGUGAACGGGGGGACACACAAGAGGGGCACCCCCCAAGACGGGGACGAGGCUGAGAGCAGACCUCGGGGUCACGCGUCGGCCGUGCCCACGAGGCUGUGUCUGGCAGAGAGGAGGAAGCGAUGGCGACGUGUGGUGGCGUAGGUGGCGUUGAUAUCAACGACGACCCCUUUAACUAGAACCUCGGCGACUCCCCAGCAAUGCCACGAAGUUACCUCUGAAUGGGGGUUCACUGGGGUCCACUGGGGGUCUGCUGUUAAUUAGGGUGCACGAGCCCCCCCUCCCCCCCGCCGCAGCUGCCGGGGGUAUACGAGGAAUGGACCAAAAGUAUUCAUCAGACUCUCUGAUUUUUCGGAAUAGCACCCAUCCACACAUACCGUCCACACACACGCCUCACAGCAUACCACCCAUCCACUCACACCUCUCGUGUUAUUAUAAUUAUCUGUUUACAGUAUCCACAACGCAACUGUUAUUUUCUGCCACAAAUUUAAAACACCAUUAUACCUUGGCAUGUCAUCAUCAUCACCACUGGCUGUGAUGUUCUCAUCCUGACACCUUCCGAUGUUAGUUUUUAUUUUCCCCGUGGCUUCGGCUCUCCGAUUUUACAUUUACAGGUAAAAAAAAAAACACAUUUUCACACCAACACAGCCACCUCCACGCGCCGACCUCGACGUGGCAGCGGCUCUGCGAUCUUCCAUUAACAUGCGCAUCUCUCACAUUAACAUGCUCAUCUUUCACAUUAACAUGCUAAUCUCUCACAUUAACAUGCUCAUCUCUCACAUUAACAUGCUAAUCUCUCACAUUAACAUGCUCAUCUUUCACAUUAACACGCGCAUCUCUCACAUUAACACGCGCAUCUCUCUCCCACUAACAUCUCUCACACUAACACGCUCAUCUCUCACAUUAACACGCUCAUCUCUCACAUGAACAUGCGCAUCUCUCCCAUUAACACGCUCAUCUCUCACACUAACACGCUCAUCUCUCACAUGAACAUGCGCAUCUCUCACACUAACACGCUCAUCUCUCUCACUAACACGCUCAUCUCUCUGACUAACACGCUCAUAUCUCCCAUUAACACGCUCAUCUCUCCCAUUAACACGCUCAUCUCUCACAUUAACACGCUCAUCUCUCCCACUAACAUCGCUAGCCCCGCCUAUGCCGUCGAUGGCCCUUGGGCUGCACCCAUGUUAACCCUUUAACAGUCUCAUGCCUUCAGCAGCAUCCCCCUCUUGAUCUAGUAUAUAAUUACAAUCACUCCCCCCUUGAAUCUUUGCACCUGAUGAGUUAAUGAUGACGUCAUCCUGCUGCUGCUCUAUAUAAGAACGGGAGACACAGGAGAGCCUCACCAUUCUGGCGAAUUGCCCGAUGAUGCUGGUUGUAUAUACCAGCGAAACGUCGUACUCAAAUUGUGAAUGUUGUUGCUUCAACACACCGGUGGGUUAAAGCAGUGAACUAUUUGUCUUUGUCAACGUGACACAUUUUUUACUGAUUGGCCGUGUCGGGUGGUGGAGGGUUACGACACAUUUAUAAAUAAACGCGAUCUAAACCCAAAAAUCGUUGAUUAUGAAUAACAUUGGUCGCGAAAGCCUACGUGUUAAACGAAAGCUUUAAGUCAAGAUUGAAUUUCAGUCACUUUCACCAAGCCGUGUGCAAGUGAACAGAUUUGAGUUGAGGGUAACAAACGUGUUGGGCAUUUGUCAAUUCCACCACCUCGUAGACCCCCUGACCAUAAUAGGAGUUCGCAAACAACAGUGGUGGCUAUUGAGGCUUUAGUUGCACGAUGUGAGUGGGCGUGAGUGUGCCUUCAGUCACGUCUCAAUCCUGGCUUCAUUCCGUUGCACGUGUGACACGAGUCGAGUUCGUGUUGUUAUUGCAGUCUUGUUAUGAUUGCUUUGAGCAUAUGUUGUGUCGAUAACGGUCAGCGAUGUUGUUUUGCGCGUAGUGGUUUAUCCGACCGCCUUGUACAUAGCGGCUUCUGUACAGCAACGCAGCACGCGUAACGCACUCGCGAGACAAAGCACCAACACGCAGUCAACACGCAGUCGUACAACACCGUCAUGUACUCUCUCGGAAAAUUGUGGGCAAUGUAGGGUAAAUAAAUAAUGCUUAACGUCUGCUUCAAUCACUUCAAAAAUAAUGUUCAUGUCAAUCACGAAUAAUAUUAGGUGGAGUGGCAGCCAAGAAAUGGGAUGUGUCCUCGAGGACGUCCACGGCAGAGAUGGAGCGACGAGAUCGGGCCACGUGCACGCGCUGGGGGCAUUGUUACACCACGGGGUCGAGGGAGGUGGUGGGGGGCUUCGGGAGGCCUUCAUCCAGCAGUGGAUUGCCCACGACUGAUGAUGUAAAUACCUACAGCUGGAGAGGCUUUCUGCUCAGCAACUCGUGUCCCACUAACGCACGAAGUGGUAACAGCAAAACAGUAAUGGUUGGCUUAAUGUGCUUUUAGGAGACACUGAAUCCCUGAAAUUUGUUGCAAAUGUUAAAAAAAUUAGAAUUCCGCAGCAGUCAUACGCGCCCGAGCAGUGUGCCACAAUGGAUAUGGUGCAUGACAGUGUUUUACAAGGCAAAGCCUGGAAGAAGUUUUGAUUUUCCGAGUGUUAUCGACAGGGUGUAGACUGCUUUUCAAACGCUGCUGGGCUGCCUCGUGCUGUAGGCAAGAUCUCUCCACGGGCACCAUGGAGCCAUUCAUUGCAGUCCAGCAACAAUGUUGAUCCAGAAGGACGAUAUGAUCAAUAUAGUAAUAUAUGAUCAAUAGCAUCAGUGGCGGUCACGAUCUCUCCACUGCUGGAUGAAGGUCUCCCCAAGCCGCAAACAUCUGUCAUGGUCUUGCGAAGCAACAAUUGAUGUUGCGCCUGCACAAGCCAAUUUGUUCGCUCCAUCUCCACAUAAAACGUACUCAGGGGGGAGGGGGAGUGUUUUAAUUGCACUGAAGGUUUAUGGAUUCAUAUUGUACUUUGGCAGUAGAACAGACUUUGAGUUUGUGUUUUAUUUUAUCACAUUGUGUUAGUUUUGUUCGUUCGCAGCCAGCUUUUGUUUAGGGUUAAGAAGUAGACGGAAAGUGAUGGUUGCAUCGUUAGGUCCGAAGCUUUUCGUGACUUUUGUAUUCGUGGCUGUGAACGAGUUUAAAGGAAAGGAGGCGGAGUUGCGAUGCGACACUGUAGAGAAGUGUUUGUUCUUUGGCCACAUGGAUUCCAUUUUGAACCAAUCUCCCGGAUUUCUUCUUCACUUUUAACCCAAACCCCCAUGUCGCCCCCUGACCCCAGCCCAACGCCUCGCCCAUAGUCCCAGCUCCAACCCAACCCACGCCUUGGCUCUCGUCUCACCCUGUCCAUAACCCGAGCCCAGCACCUCACCGUAGCCCAAUCCAUAAUGGCCACCUUCAUCCUAAACCAAUCCCUAGCCCUCGCCUUGACAACAACCUUUCUCAUGAAUCCUAUAAUCUCAUUAACUCAAUCGCCUCAUUAACCCUAUAGGCUUAUGCCCCUUACCCUACCCUCUGUGCUCCUACCACAAUCCCUAAUGCAUACUCCUUGACCUAACCCUUAGCCUGAACACUUCAUUUUACCCUAAACCCCCUCGUGAUGAAGGGUAUUGGACUAUGAAGCGAGGACCACUUCGUGAAAGGCCAACAGUGGUCAUCCUAUGUAAAGACAUGUCCUGUCAUGGGAAUGUGGAAUCUCCACCAUUGGCUCAUUAGAACGUCGUAUGUUUGACUCACACAGACAUGUUUGCGGAUAUGCAAACAUGUCUGGUGUGUGAACACCUCCAGCAAGGUGGUGGGCAGGCCGUGCACAAGUCGUACUACUGCACUGGGCACGGCGGAAUCGCGACGUCGCCCUGCUCGCCAGCGUGCUGCCAUGGGCUGGCACGGGUCGCAGUAGCAGCAGCAGCAGCGCCGCGCCUCACUUGCCAAAGAGACUUUGCUCGCCGCCCUGCAACUCGAUUGUCCACCAAGCUUCCUGCUGUCAUCAUUCUCCACUGUAGUGCCAAACUGUGUUACCUAUUUAUUUGUGACAUUAAAACCAAACGUACAUUUGUUUA
Lethenteron reissneri (Far Eastern brook lamprey) is the source of this 13168-nucleotide messenger RNA. Its product is annotated as receptor-type tyrosine-protein phosphatase mu-like. Gene Ontology annotation, cellular component: membrane. The record is from RefSeq and is a predicted model, not a curated record. Gene Ontology annotation, molecular function: protein binding; protein tyrosine phosphatase activity. Gene Ontology annotation, biological process: protein dephosphorylation. NCBI's taxonomy places the organism in Eukaryota, Metazoa, Chordata, Hyperoartia, Petromyzontiformes, Petromyzontidae.